This is a messenger RNA of Centruroides sculpturatus (bark scorpion), 1221 nucleotides long. RefSeq names its product patched domain-containing protein 1-like. The transcript is spliced from 7 exons. Gene Ontology annotation, cellular component: plasma membrane; cytoplasmic vesicle membrane. The coding region runs from base 1 to 1221 and encodes 406 amino acids. The record is from RefSeq and is a predicted model, not a curated record. Gene Ontology annotation, biological process: endocytosis; molting cycle, collagen and cuticulin-based cuticle. Lineage: Eukaryota; Metazoa; Arthropoda; Arachnida; Scorpiones; Buthidae.
AUGGUCCACAAUCUUCCAGAACAUUCCACAACAGUCGAUAGUGUUCUGGAAUGUUCCACAAUGGUCAGGAAUUGCCCGAAAUUUCUAGAGGGCGAAACUUCCAGUCCUCAUAUGUUCAACAGCACGCUCUUCAGUAGAAUCGUGCAGGCAAAAUCCGUAAUCGACAAUUUGUAUCCAGAAAAUUACACAAAUUAUGAUAUUCUACGAUCAACCGAAUUUGAAAAAUAUGGAGCUGUAAUUGCAACUGCAAAAAGUGGACAAUCUAUGUUUUUAAACAGUACUUUUGAAGAAUUAGAUGUCUUAGAUCAAGAAAUACGCAAUAUGACAAUACAGUGGAAUGGUAGAAGUUUAAAAUUCGCUGAUAUUUGUUGUAAAUUCGACGGACAAUGUAUUCAAAAUGAUAUAUUGAAGAUGAAGAGCAGAAUAGUGGAUUUCAAAAAAGGAAAUUUCAAAAUAAGAUAUCCAAUUGAUAUAAAUUCGAAAUCCUCAAAACUUGAAAUUUCUGCUAUAAAUUUAGGUGGUGUCACAACAGAUAAAGAUAAUGUUGUCAAAGACUUCAAAGCGGUGCGACUGCUGUAUUUUAUUGAUAGCGGCAAUUAUACGAAAUACGAAAUUGCUUCAUUCAUCGAAGAAGAAUUCAAUACUUUAACCGUGAAUAAUUUACCAAGUAUAAUUAUUUCACAGUUUAUUGUGUGUUCCUUUGCUGUCCUAACUUGCAUGACUACCGACUGCGUAAGUAGCAAACCAUGGAUUGGUGUGGCCGGAUAUUUAUCAUCCAUUUUAGGUGCUGCUACUGCGUUUGGAUUGCUGUUGCUAUUUGGUAUGGAGUACGUAGACAUGAAUACGCUCGUUCCUUUAGUCGUUCUAGGUGUUGGAAUAGACGAUUCCUUUGUCAUGUUGUCAGCUUUUAAGAAAACUAAUCCAGAAGAUUGUAUAGAGAAACGAAUGGCUGACACAUAUUCAGAAGCUGCCACUUCAGUCACCAUAACUACACUGACAAAUGUGACAUCAUCAUUUAUUGGUCUUACACUACCGUAUUCAGUAUCUAGAAUAAUCUGUGUCUAUUUGGCAUUUAGUUUUGUAUUUUCUUAUCUAUAUCAGCUAAUGUUUUUUGGAGGAUGUCUGGUGUUAAGCGGCUACAGAGAAAGUAGAAAUCUGCAUGCUUUAUACUGUGCACCUGUGAACUGGAAUCAGACGUCAGCCCAUAGUAUCGAGAAAUAG